This is a messenger RNA of Daphnia pulex (common water flea), 3623 nucleotides long. Its product is annotated as kinesin-like protein KIN-14E. The coding region runs from base 438 to 3551 and encodes 1037 amino acids. NCBI's taxonomy places the organism in Eukaryota, Metazoa, Arthropoda, Branchiopoda, Diplostraca, Daphniidae. The transcript has 12 exons. Gene Ontology annotation, molecular function: microtubule binding; microtubule motor activity; ATP binding. The record is from RefSeq and is a predicted model, not a curated record. Gene Ontology annotation, biological process: microtubule-based movement.
AUUCGUUGGCCAUCGUCGCGAGUAUCUGACACGGUUACUAGUCGAUCGUCAAAGGCGGACGAAAUGUCGCCAUCGUCGCAGCCGUAAACACUUUCAACUUUAAUUGUGAAGACUCUUAAAAACAAAAAACAAGAACAAGCCAGCAGGUGGAUGAAAGGGCUGUGAAACAGUUUCGUCGCACCACGCAGUGAAAUUCCGAAAAAAAAUUGCCAACAGCUUCUAGUGUAUAGCGUUCCGCAAGAAAGAAGAUGAAGAUACGGGCUGCUGCUAAGGGUCUCUGAUCAGCAGCUCAUCCUGAUCUGCUGGUCUAAGCGAAUCUCGUGACAGUUGCCAACCAUCAAGGGUCGAGCCAACAUGCCGAUACCUUGAUCUCCUCCACUGUUGUACGCAGCAACUUUAAUACAUUUAAGUAUUUUAACAUUCCCCCCGAAAAAAAAAUGUGGCGAGAAUUUCUCAUGAAGAUGCGCUCAAGGGAUUCUUCCCAAAGGUCCGAGAACUGCUCAAGUGAUAGCGACAGUGAGGGAACGUGUGAUAGUGAUUAUUCCGGCCUAAGCGGUCAUUACAGCUUCCGCAAUCAAGAGAAGGAUAAUAACAGUGCUGAAUUCAAAAGGACUCAAACUAAGCGAUUCAAUGGAAGUCGAUUUCUGCAGAGUCACGUUGAGACGGAAUCGACGUCCAACAGCGCAGUCAUCAUGUCGGGCGUUGUCGACGAAGAGUCUUGCAAUACCUGGCGUGAAAAAUUCGAGUUUACCUUGUCGCUCAUCCGUGAGCCGAGGUACCUUCUGGCCGAGACACUUGUGGCCGAGCAACUCAAACUGACCCUUAAGCAACAAGCUUAUAGACUGGAACAAAUUUUAGUACGCCAGACAAUUGACGAACAUCAAAAGAAAUCCACAGAGUCAGAAGCAGCAGGAGCAACAACAACAACAGCUUCAACCACCACCACCAACAAUCACAGAACGGGGAUGUUCCUCCAUCCUGUGAUGUGUUCGGCGGUCCACGUCGUGCCGGACGGCGCCAUCAGUUUGUUUCAUUUGUCUCCUUCAUCUUACAGCCAAUCUUCUUCUUCCUCUAACAGCAGGCGAGCUGACGGAGAUAAAGCCGGUGCGGAUAUAGAGUCGUUAAAGAAACAAUUGUUAAUUGUUGACCAGCGACUAGCCACCUUGACCGGACGACUGGAAGUACUUAAAGCAGUUCAACAAGUUCUGCCAACUGUUCCUUCCGGCGCUGAAACAAAUUCCGAAACCGACGAGCCGGAUUCGUUGGAAACGGCAAAGGAUGUUACGUCACCGAUGCACAGUGUAACCGGAACAAUCCGCCAGCAGAAGAAAGGCGUCGGUAAAAUAACCAGUUCCAACACACAAUCGGCCAAUGAAAGCGAUUUGUUGGCCUUAUUACAACUGGAACGCCUAGCCCAGCAAGCCAGCCGACGUGAUUACGAACUACUGCGGAAGCAGUACCAACGGCUCAAAGAGGAAUUAGAAUGGCGUGAUUCGGGUCACGGCGAUGAUUUUGGCGAUGCUGAAUUGUCAUCGGAACUCAUCAGUGAUCGGGACCGAGAUUCAGACAGCGUUCAAAUGAAACCCUGCGUGGCCCUCAAGAGUUGGACGUGGCGUAGCAGCAGUACAGCCAGCCGACAAUCGGCGGCUACCAUCCGGCAGAGCCACCGAGGCGACAACACUUCCACCUGCUCAUCUUUGGAGUCGACGUCACUGGCCAGAGAAAACAAACAUUUGUGGAACGAGGUACACGCAAGAGACAGAAUCAUCGCUCAGUUGCGGUCGGCAAUUGCUGAACUGGAACCCGUCACCGAGAACGCACGAGCCGAAGCCGCACAAAGCGACAUGAUCAACAAGGAGCUCGAUAGAAAAAACCAGGAAUUACAAAUGGUCAUCAACAAUCUAACGGCCAAUAUCGAGGCAUUAAGAGCAUACCAAUUAACAGAGCAGCACACCCAUGACAAGGCAUUCAUAAGCAGCGACGACAACAUCCAGCGAAAGCGGACUUACAAAGUGAAUGAGAACAAGGAAUUUGUCCAGAUGCGUGGUCUGAUUGCCGAACUUCAACAGAAGGAAAAUGAGUACAAAGCCAGGAUAGAACAAUUGGAGAAGGUGUUGCGUCAGUCCAAUUCUCUGCCCGAAGUUCCCAACUUGGAGGAACUCGAACGACACGUCACUCACAUGGAACAAGAGCUGGAAAUGAAGAACCAACGACUGGCGGCUUUCGAACAAUACGUAGCCGCAAAAGAGGAAGAGCACUCUACUCUGAAACGUGACCUAGAAACGUUGCAGGAAGAAAACGGCCGACUGAAAUCCCAAGUCGACGAAACCAUCUACCGUGACAGAGAGAGUAACACCGAAAAGUUGGAACAAUUAGGUCGGGAAUUACAGCAGGCAAUGGAGGCCAACAAAUGCUUGAUAGAAGACAUCAACCGUGAGCGAGUGUUACGCAAAAAGUAUUUCAACACGAUCGAAGAUCUCAAAGGUAAAAUCCGAGUCUAUUGCCGGCUUCGACCGUUAACCCCCGUGGAGCAAAGAGUUCAGCACUCGGUGGCUGAUGUCGUCGAUCCCUACACGCUCGUCAUAAACACUCCAAAAGGACCUAAAGAAUUCCAUUUCGAUCGCGUGUUUCUGCCAGACGACACGCAAGAAACCGUCUUUGAAGACACGCAUACACUCGUCCAGUCAGCUUUCGAUGGUUACAAUGUCUGCAUAUGCGCGUACGGACAAACCGGUAGCGGGAAGACACAUACCAUUAUAGGCGACGACGUCCAUCCCGGAUUGGCCACUCGAACGUUUCAGCGAAUUUUCCAACUAGCCAACGAUCACCAAGCUCAAUUUGAUGUCCAAGUUUCUUGUUCAAUGUUGGAACUUUACAACGAUAAACUCAUCGAUCUCCUACGCUUAAGCGAUCAAGCCGAGGUAAAAUUAGAGAUCAAAAAAGAUAAGCGCGGGAUCGUGUGGGUUCAAGGCUCACGAAUAUCUCCCGUUGCCAACGCCAACCAGUUGUCGGACUUGUUCCAUCGCGGUCUCAGCUCGCGUCACACGGGCUCGACUCGCAUGAACGAUCGUAGCAGCCGGUCGCAUCUGAUAGUCAGCAUCAACAUCGAGUGCACAAGUCGGCUGCACGGCACCGUCAUUCGCGGAAAGGUUAGCCUGCUCGAUUUGGCUGGCAGCGAGCGUUUCGCCAAAUCGGGAUCAACUGGGGACCAGCUCCGGGAAGCUUCUUCAAUCAACAAAUCGUUAUCAACUUUGGGCGACGUCAUCUCCGCUUUAGCCAGCGAGCAGCCCCAUACGCCCUACCGAAAUAGCAAACUGACAAUGUUAAUGCAAGACUCGUUGGGCGGAAACGCUAAAACACUUCUCUUCGUCACCGCCUCCGUUGCCGCCUUCAAUCUAGACGAGACGUUAACGUCACUGACAUAUGCUUCCCGCGCCAAAGCUGUCACUAAUGCAGCCCAGAAGAAUGCCGAUUGCAAGGAGAUUGCACGCCUCAAAGCGAUUAUUCAAAAACUCCGACGAGGAGAGGACGACGUCGAAGACACCAGUUGAAGAAUUUCUGGGAGACUUUUGUUCUUUUUAUUUUGUAAAUUAUAGCAUGUUCAUACAAACAUUUCCAGCGGA